UAACAGUUGACAUUGAAACAUCAUGAUUUACUUCCUCCCAGACAGCGCGUCAGCCAACUGGUUUUGGUUUCUAGUCUUCUGAGCACGAGAGAUGCAAUAUCGGCUUUAUCAGAGCAGGACAUUCAAAAGAAAACAGGAAACAAGAAAACGAUCUCGUAUCGAAUAUGUACAAGGUGAGCACUCUGGUGUCCACUUGGAGUCCCGGGACAGCUGUUUGUGUAUAGAUUAGGAUAAAGUAGGAUUGCGCAACAUCAGCAAACAUUUCUCCAGAGAACACUGAAAUCCAUGUGCAUUUACACAUUUUCAAGUGUAUAUCAACCCAGACUCGUCAGACAAGUAUGACUCCAGGGAUGUGGACAGGUUAUGGAAGGAUGAUGUUUUGGUUGACGGUUAUCUGGAGUGGCGCCACUUUGUGGUGGAGGACACCUUGAAGAUGAUCGAUGAGAGUCUUCAGUGGAGAAAAGAAUUCAAACAGAAUGGUGGAUUGACCUUUGCCUUUACAGGGACUUGAUGUCAACCAGUGGCCUUGUCCCAUACUGUAUAGCUGUAUUAAUUAAUAUAUAGCUCCAACAAAGAACAGUAGAAUAGCUUGGCUAGGACACGUACCCUGUUAUUGGGCAUUCUUGAAAAUUGCUGACAAACUUCCACUGGUUGAACAUGAUGGUGUUGAUAAGAUGUUUCCUGAUUUGAAAUGUCUUCAUGUAAUGAAUAGUGCUUUAUAAGUAUAAUAUGUAUAAUGAUGUAUUAUUAUUAUUAUUAUAGACAGCAUUGAUAGUCCAGUUUGAUUCAUGUUUUUAAUAUCCCUUUCUCUUCCAUACAUCAUGAAAGCUCUGUUCAAAGUCUCUAUUUGAGUCUGGCAUGCAUUAUCUCCACGGCUAUGAUGAAGAUUGCAACAAACUGUGUAUGUAUUUAAAUAAUAAUAAUAAUAAUUAAACACGGACAAUCAAGAAGGUUCAGAAAUGUUGUUUCUGAGACCUAACUUAUGGCCACCCUCAUCAUUUUAUCUCUUGUAAAAGCCUCAUCUUCUGGGGUGCUGUGAUCAUUUUUCCAUCCAUCUCACUAUUCAGAUUGUAGUUUCCUGAUUCAAAUUAGGAUUGGGAUUGGCAAUCUUGUGUUUUUGUAUGGUGGAUUACAGUUAGUCUUUUUGAGCUAUUUGGGUAUCUGCCUUGAAGGCGACUGAGGUUUGCUUGUAUGUUGUCUGCCCAGUCUGGUUCAGGGCUAAGUUGCACAUGAAGGAUGUGAAGAUGUUGACGGAGAAGAAAAUGUACGUGGCCUUCUGGUUGGAGAGCUACGCCCGGCGGGAACCGGGGAUUCCCCUCACAGUGAUCUUUGACAUGUCCGAAGCGGGUCUAAACUGCGUUGUAAGAUGUCUGCUCUCCUCUCAUUCCCCUCUAGCUGAUUUGUUUUGUGGAACUUGGUAUCAAUGUCCAAACAUUGUGUUAACAAGUCACUGAAUGGAUCUUUACACACUAAUGCUUGUCUUUUGGUUUCCUUUUAAACUACCGUUGGGAAGACACUAAGGUAAACCUGAACUUUCCUCACCUAUUCUAUACUCAUUCAUGUUCUGUUAUUUAUUUUCCAUAUUAUGUACUGUGCAUGACAAGCAGAAACAUGUGGUAGAUGGCGAGCUCUGAAAUACUAGAUGCUGACUAUUAAAUGUAUUAUUGCAUUUUUCUCUCUGAGUGGUUUCUUAGGAGCCUAAGACAGUAUAAACAGUAGCAUUGUCUGGAGUACAUUGAGACAAAGUAGAGUUGCCCAAUCUGGGUCAUGCCUUAGCUUGGGGCUCAAAAUAUGUCAUGAGACAUACAGUACAGCUAUGUGCUUUCAAAACAAGUUUAUCCUCACAUGCCGGGUUGAAACAUUUAUUGGUUUAUUUGUUGAAAAUAUUUGAACAAUAGGAAUUCUCUCUUUUCUUUUCUCUUGUAGGACAUGGAUUUGAUCAAAUAUAUAAUCAAUUGCUUCCAGGUGUAUUACCCUAGAUUGUUCUGUAAGUAUCCCUUUCUUCUGGUGGGCUUCCGUCACAUGUACUCGUAUGAGAGCACCCUUGUUUGUGUUUUGCCACAGGUGCGGACCACAGCCCCAGAGAAUUACAGGGUGAAGCCAAGCAGUAGCAGUUGUGGGGCGGGCGAGAGUAUGGAAAUCACUGUGUCCCUGCAUGGAGGGUUCCUGUGCUCUCCUCAGGAUCGCUUCUUAAUCAUGGCUGCUGAGAUGGAGCCACGUAGCAGUGGGGGGAGCACAGACCUCGCCCAGUUCUGGAAGGGCGUCCCAAAGGCUAAAAUAAUGGAGCACAGGCUGCGGUGUCGCAUGCUGGAGGACAUCAAGUCGGCACUCAGCCCUUUGACUGACAGGUCUCACAAAAUGGAGAUCAAUGGCUACCAAGACAAGCACACCAUGGUCUUUCAGUAGAUGGCCAGCAGCUCCAGGCUGGGACAGAAGAUGGACUGCUGCCUGUGGUGGCAGAAGCUCUUGACUGUACUGGUGACUGCACUGACGGCCUUGGGCUUCUCCGCCCUCUACAUACAGUACACUGGGGAGUGGCCAUUUUGAAACUUUCCUACAGUGGAGGAAGAAGACCAAAGACCAGUUACAGUGGAGUCAGGAUGAAAGUGGAUUUCUGAUUGGAGCAGAAAUAUGAGGAACUACUCGCAAUCCACUCUAUGGCCUUUGGACACUGAAUUUAAUUAUAUUUCCACACUAUCAGGUUGGAAUAAUACUGUGAAAUUAUGAAAGUAAUAAUAAUGCCCUUUUAGUGUAAGAGCUGUUUGAGUGGGUGAUGGCUAGAAGGGAUCUAGCUUUUGUCUUGACUUUUCGUAGCAGGUUAGGAAAAUUAGGUUAUGGUUGGAAACUUUUUACAUUAAUUUGACAAAAGCUGGAGCCCUUCUCGCCAUGACCGUUUUGAUGAUAUGGAGUUUUAGCCUAUCUGGUGACCAUGUUUUCAGUUAAAAUCACAGUAAGCUACUUAAUUGUUACCCAGAAAAUGAUUUGAUAUUGAGAUAAAAACAGCUGCAUUGGUCCUUUUCAACCUAUCUUCUGAAUUAUGUCUAACUAUAACUAUUUACUAUGGGUUUAUAUGAAUGCAAGACCAUGGAUAUAAUUUUAUAGCCAACAUGUCAUCUUGGUGUUUUCACAGUGUAAUUUACGUUGUUACAUUACAUUGGAACAGUCCUGUAGCAUUUCCCCUCAAUUCAGCUGAAGAAGCAGAACCAGCCAAAUACCUACAUGUACUCUAUGAAAUAAACACAUUUAUU
Messenger RNA from Oncorhynchus gorbuscha (pink salmon), 3248 nucleotides. RefSeq names its product motile sperm domain-containing protein 2-like. Lineage: Eukaryota; Metazoa; Chordata; Actinopteri; Salmoniformes; Salmonidae. The transcript is spliced from 6 exons. The coding region runs from base 1930 to 2406 and encodes 158 amino acids. The record is from RefSeq and is a predicted model, not a curated record.